UCCUCUCCGUAUAAAAGAAAGAAAUACUAAAUUUGCCAGAUUAGUAUUGUGAAUUUCUUUGUUUAUUUAAGUUGAUUGAGAAAAAUUUCUGGCUAACUAAUAUGGAUGGAAUUUCAGUAUUUUCAGCUGAACUCGAGCAGUUAGUUUCCGACCUUCAAGAAUUGCAAUUUCAAUCAGAAUUCUACCAAAAUCAUUUAAAUUUUGAAACAACUAUUCAUAAUAUAUUUGUCCGAUAUUGUACACUAACACCAUUUGUGGAAGAGUAUCGUAAUUGUCAAAUUAGCAAUGGCCCAAACUUCACUUCCCAUCAGUGCCGUAGUUUUAAAUUUUUAAUACAAUUUUUUAAUAACAUUCUAAAUUUGAGCAAUGGAAUUGUAUCCGACUCGAUACAUCAGAUAAGGACACGAAUAAGGAAAGACAAAUUUAAUUUGAUGAAGUUAGUUUGUCAUGUGGAUAUAUCAACGCAAGUGUUAAAGAAGGGUAUCUAUGUCAAAGCUGAAUUUCGAUGUCUCUUUGCGGAUGAAUUGCACAUGCCAGCACCGGAAGUAUAUUGUAAUAUUAUAUCAAGCAAUCAAAUAAGACAGCUUCAAGAAAGAUUGGAUUCUUUUCGAAUUGAUAUUGAAAGAGCACCGGUACUUGAGAAUAACAGUCAGAUUUUGACGUAUAGAGACGACAAGCGUUUAGCUACAUUCAAUAAUCUAAAAUUGCAAAAAACUAAACGUUUUGAUAAUACAAUUCCCGUUUUGGAAGAAAAGUGUGCUUUACUAUUUCACGUCCAAAUUUUAAUCAACAAUCAAAUGGAAUGCAUCUGGGCAUUGUCCAAACCAGUGGUUCAGGCAUCGCAUUCUAAUCAGGAGCGACUGGCUGAUGCUACAAUCUUUUGGAUGAAUAACUUUCCAAAUGAAACAGAUGAGCCGUUUACAGUCCAACAAUCAGUUUCAUGCGAGAAUUUAAAGGCGGCUCUGGUACAUGAGUUUAAUAUAAGGACAAACUUUUUGCUGCAUGCGGUCAACAUUGAAUAUAUCAGGGAAAUUCUUCUGGAAUUCGAAGAAAAUGAAUUGAUUACAUCGGAAAAGAUUUUUAGGACUCACUGGAAGCAGGAUCGUUCAUUUUGGGAAUGGUUUUAUAGCCUUAUGAAAUUUUUGCAGCCCAGAUCGAAUAAUAAUAAUGAGGAAAAUAAUAAUCGCCAAGAUGUAUCUGUGAGUGCUAUGUGGAAUGCUGGGCUUAUAGCGGGUUUCAUUAGUAGGCAAAGAGCCGUUGAUUUUCUUGAGAACUACAGCGUUGGUACAUUUCUAAUACGGUUCUCGGAAACUAAUCUAAAUUCUCUAAACAUUGUCGAAAAGGUAUCCAAUACAUCUGUGUACAUUCAUCCACCCUUUGAGCCGCAACUAGUUGAAGCUACCAGUUUGGCCAAUUGUAUUUACAAUUCAACUCGAGCACAAUUUUUGUGUUCACCUCACAGGGAGAGAGUCCUUAAUCGAGAUGAAGUUUUACAAGAAUUCAUUCGACCUCCAUUAGCGGCCCCCAACUAUCCUCAGCUCAUGCUCAUGUAAUUCAUAAUGGAAAAACUAUGUAAAUCAACAUUAAAUAAAUCAGUUUUUAUAAGUGUAUACCAAUAA
Molecule: messenger RNA, 1619 nt
Organism: Drosophila willistoni
Lineage: Eukaryota; Metazoa; Arthropoda; Insecta; Diptera; Drosophilidae
Product: signal transducer and transcription activator
Exons: 5
Coding region: 102-1553 (483 amino acids)
Biological process (GO): regulation of cell population proliferation; defense response; cell surface receptor signaling pathway via JAK-STAT
Molecular function (GO): RNA polymerase II cis-regulatory region sequence-specific DNA binding; DNA-binding transcription factor activity, RNA polymerase II-specific
Source: RefSeq, a predicted model, not a curated record